Molecule: messenger RNA, 2313 nt
Organism: Drosophila kikkawai
Lineage: Eukaryota; Metazoa; Arthropoda; Insecta; Diptera; Drosophilidae
Gene: dmt
Product: dalmatian
Source: RefSeq, a predicted model, not a curated record
CCCGCUCAACUGUACAGUGUCCACGAAAUGCACCUAAACUAAUUUUUAAAUUAAAAAAUCAAUUAAAAUGGUUAAAACAAGGGCUAGGGCUGCGCCGUGCGUUUUACCUGUGGGGGCGAGCAGUGAGAGAAGAUCCGGAAAAACCUCGCCGAAGGAUGCAGGUGGAGGAAUUUCGUCAGCCCCACCAAAGCCGCCGAGUCGCCUUCGAAAAUGCGUAGUUAAAAUAAAGCGCUUGAAAUUUCUAGAAUGCCCCGUAUCAGGGGAAGUCUAUCUUGAUGAUAGCGCAUUUGAGCCUGCUCGCAACUCCACGAUGUGUGCUCCCAAGACGAGGGGUUCAAAACCGAAGCCUUCAGCCACCGUGCCAAAGGUGUCGUCGGGCCCCAAACAAAUAAAGAAAAAAAGCCCCACCAAACCGGAGAAUUCGACAAUAAAAAAGACUCGCUUCUUUCACAGAGAUCUGCCGCCAACGAGAUCCAGGUCCUCUGUAACCCGCAAUGUUUACGAGUUUCUCUCGCAGUCCCAGAUCGAAGAUGAUAAUACUAGGGAGGAUCCGGCCGCGGACAUAAUCCAGCGCCUAGUGGAGAAUGGCAAGGCCUGCGUGAUGGUCCCCUCUAAGAUGGGUGGAAAACUAAUUAAAAGGCGGCUAAAGGGAAAGCGGAAACAAUGCUCUCUAGAAAAUCUGGCUGGAAAAACUGCCAACACUAAAGCCAAGAAACCCAGACCGUUGAGGCAGCGGGAAGCUGCACGUGCCCUGUCGCCCAUUUAUGAGCCCGAGGAUGAUUUCAGUAAUAAUGCGGAUGAAGUCUUCACUGAGCCCAUUCAAGUAGCCGUUCAGGUUCAUGCGCCACCGGAACCUUCAGUCCAGAGUAAUACUUCUAAGCAUACCAGCGAUGGGGCCUACAGCCAUUUGGCUCGUUCUGUGCUGUUAAAUCAGACCAAGGCUCAAGAUGAGAAAACAUCGUCAAGUAGGCGUCGCGACUUGCUGAACAUGGCUCGCCAGUUUAUCAGCACGCCGCUGAAUCGCAAGGCUGUUACGGCACCCGAAGCCAAUUCAACGACCCAUGUCAUAUCCCCAAUACCGCGUCUUCCGCCAAAUUCAACAGCGAGUCCGGGAGGAGGUGCUUCCCCUUGGCGCGUUUCCGACCAGUCAGCAAUGCCAAAUACAUUCAUGUUUGGCUUUAAUACCUCCAAUCUGCCAUCAUACUCAAGUGACCAUGCGCAACGACCGCGCCACGUCUAUGUGCCGGACACACAAGGACAGGAAGAAGACGCGGCCCCUGUGAUAGAGGAGAAUAGCUUCUGCAACACCUUACACGACCCUAGCCCCACUGCGGACGACUCUAAUCAGGAGAAUAUGCCGCCACCCCCGGCCAGCCAAACACUAGUACCCAAUGAACAGGAGAACGCGGAGAAUUCGGAGGAUGCUGAGAACUUUGUCCACUUGCCAAAUCCCAGGAAGAGUAUGCAGAAGCGCAGGCCCUUCCAAGACAUAAACAUUUUGGAAGUGGUGGUUCUGCCGUCAUGGAAAAAGAAUGUGCAAGCCACUCCCUCGAAAGGAAACAGUUCACCCAAUGUGGCCACUGCAUCGCCCAUUCCACAGCGCAGUCAGACGCGAGCGAAUCUAUUCGGAUAUGACGAGAUUUUGCCAUGUGAAGAUCGACCGACGAAUCCCACUGAACCGCCCGUGUCCAGCUCCCGAAAUCUCUUUGGCUUUGAGGAAUUUCUUACAGAGAACGAAGUAGUGACAGCACCCACAUCAACCUUGACUCAAAACGAAAGUUUGCAUGAUAAGCUUCACCGACUGGGAGAUCUGCGGCCCAUGGACAUUGAGCUGCCAAAGUCAUCCUCCGAUUCGCCGCGACACGAUUGCUUUGGGGAGGUGCCACUAUGUCAGCCGGAUAUCAGGCAAGUUAUGUGCUCCACGAUGAUACAACACCAACAGCCACCGAGAAGAAAACCUGCACUGGCUGCAGACGAAACAAUUGGAUUGUUUAGGGAUGAAGCUGAACUGGAGACAACAUUUGACAAAAAGAAACCCAGGCGAACUUAUGUGAAGGAGCGACCCAAACGUAAGCGAAAGCAGCGAGUGCAUGUGUUGUACAUCGACACCGAUUCGUCUGAGGAUGAGUGCGAGCAGGACUUGCAGGAUAGCAGCAUCGAAUCUCCGCAGAAGAAACAGCAAUUGAAACGACCACGCAAGGAUGCCCAGCAUGAGGCUAAAUUGCAGGAAUUUAUUACCAGUUUCAACAAGGAGUGCGAAGAAGUUGAGAAAUUUUCUAUGAUAAUUGAAUAAUCGCAUCACCCAAUGUUUAA